AUGAUUGAGCCCACAGUUUCCAUCCAGUUGUCUAUCCCAACACAAACAAACGAGCUGCAACUCUGCUCUCUCUAGCUCUCUCUCUCUCUCUCUCUAGUUGUCUAGUCUAGUUCACCAUGGCGGGAGGAAUCGAAACCGUAACUCCAACAUGGCAGUAUUCUGUCAUCGGCUGGGGCCUGUUGAUUCCGGGAAACUUGUCGAUGAUCGGGUCGUCGUUGAUUGUCUAUUCCAUAUUGGGACCCGGGCGUGCGGAAAAGCUGAAAAAACCCCACAUGCGCUUGAUGCUUGGUAUGUCGCUCUGGGACAUCAUUUACUCCUUUGCCAUGGGGUAUACGUUCUUGAUGGCCCCACAGGGAGGUCAGGUUCCCGGCUUUGUGGGAAACACCGCAUCUUGUCGAAUGCAUGGUUUCCUGCAGCAAAUGUCCCAUAACACAAUCGGUUACAGUGCACUGCUGAGUACCUACUAUUGGUUGACUGUUACCCAAGGAUUGAGGUUGGAAACGUGGGUCCGAUUUGAGCCAUUACUGCACAGUGUGCUUCCCCUGUAUGUUAUCACGCUGGGAGCAGUGUGUCUGUAUUACCGCCUGUAUAAUCAGACUUUCAGUAUCUGCUGGGUCUCCUCCGAUCCGCCUGGGUGUCAAACAGGACCUGGCACCCCCGACUGUGCCUUCCCGUCGCAACCAGACAAGAUGCAUACAGUGGCCAAGAUUGAAAUGUCAAAUAUGUUUGCCAGCAUUGGCUGGGUCUGGAUUACAAACUUCAUGAUUUGGUGGAAAGUCUAUCGACAAGAACGAAGAAAUCGCAUGCGGUUGGCAGAAAUUGAAGGACGCAGACGAUCCUCAUCAUUGAACUUUACAUCAGUCUUUUCUGCAUGGAGUCGGUCGUCUCAGAUGGAAUCCGGGGUCCAAGACAAAAAAGGACUCAGGCAAAGUCAACAGAUGGCAGCGAUUGCGAAGAAAAAGAAUCGUCGUGACAGGCAGGUGUUGAUCCAGUCAGCACUGUACGCAGGGUGCUUUUUCCUGACAUGGAUUGGACCGGUGUUUCAUCACAUCUUUGUGGCGGCACCACCCUUUCCUGUCAUGUGCAUUGUGGCCAUGUUUGUGCCUCUGCAAGGGUUCUUCAAUGCAUUCAUCUAUGCCCGUCCAACAUAUCUUCGUAUUCGGAAGAAGUUCCCGCAUGUCACUUCUUGGGAUGCCUUCAAGCGCAUUUUCUUCGCUGCAGACCCCAUGGCCUCAAUUUGCUGCACAGAUAGCAGGGCCUCGGCAUGCCAAAAAGCCGUUACUGGUACCGGUACCGCUUGUUCCAAUCUCGUUUGUUCCAAUCUCGCGGCUGAGACACAUGACACCACCACCUAUCACGAUAAUGCCACCAGCCAGCACCAAGACGAAGAUGACGAUGACGACGAAUUCAACUUCGAUCCCAACGACCCUUUCUCGUGUCCGGAGGAAGAUGCCACCGGUUCUGACUCGGCUGCCAAUGGCAGUGCCGUUCUCGAAUGUGGCCUUGCGGACGACAGAGAUGCGGAUGGGGCUGCUGGCAUGGAAGAGGCAGAGCAGAAUUUGCCCGAGAGUCGCGCGAGAAGUGAGAGAAGGCUAAACGUUUUUAGCUCUUUUAGGAGGUGAAGUCGUCAUCACUACAUACAUAAAUUUGAAACAUUUAUUUUGACAACGCACC
This is a messenger RNA of Seminavis robusta, 1674 nucleotides long. The record is from the annotation of a GenBank genome assembly. Lineage: Eukaryota; Bacillariophyta; Bacillariophyceae; Naviculales; Naviculaceae.